Molecule: messenger RNA, 1377 nt
Organism: Apiotrichum porosum
Lineage: Eukaryota; Fungi; Basidiomycota; Tremellomycetes; Trichosporonales; Trichosporonaceae
Exons: 2
Coding region: 1-1377 (458 amino acids)
Biological process (GO): transmembrane transport
Cellular component (GO): fungal-type vacuole membrane
Molecular function (GO): transmembrane transporter activity
Source: RefSeq, a predicted model, not a curated record
AUGACAGAUAUCGAGAAGACCGUCGCCCUCGACAAGACAGAGGUGGACGACCGCUCGUCGCCAUCGCCACCGUUCACGACCACCUCCACCAUUGCCGUCGACGAGUCGGCAGAGUCAGCAAAAUCCUCAGAGGGUCCCACAGAGCCCCCCGCAGCGCCGGCCUCCACCCUCCCCCCUCCUCCUGACGGCGGUGCCCACGCUUGGAUGACCGUCGCAGGCUCGUUCUUGGCCGUGUUUGUCCAGUUUGGUAUCGCCAACGCGUUCGGUGUCUUCCAAGGAUACUACGAGACGCAUUUCCUGGCAGAAUACAAGCCCCAGGACAUCAGUUGGAUCGGUGGUGUUCAGCAGUUCUUGCUGUUCUUCGGCGGUCUCUUUUCCGGCCGCGCAAUGGACGCGUAUGGCGGUCACGCAGUCUUCAUCCCGGGCUCCAUCUUGAUCGUCCUGUCGCUCAUGCUCACGUCCCUGUGCACAAAGUACUACCAGUUUAUGCUUGCACAGGGCGUGCUCUUUGGCUUGGGCUCCGCACUCGUCUUCUCGCCGGCCGUCUCCAUCCCCUCCCAGUGGUUCCUCAAGCGCCGCGCACUUGCCACGUCCAUUGCAGUUGCGGGAAGCGGCCUCGGCGGCACGCUCUGGCCCAUUGUCCUCAACCGCCUCUUCGCUGAGAUAGGCUUUGCCUGGACGCUUCGCACUGUCGGAUUCAUCGCGCUUGCCCUUCUCGCCGUUGCAAACGCGCUCAUCCGCACUCGUCUUCCUCGCCGCAAGCCCUCGCCGCUAAAGAACACGUUCGUGCCAUUCAAGGACCCACACUAUGCCCUGCUGGCCUGCGGUCUCAUGGCAUGCACAAUGGCCAUCUUCAACCCAUUCUUCUACAUUACCGUCAACGCUUCACGCCUGGGAGCGUCCACAUCACUCGCUUUCUACUGCGUUUCGUUCCUAAACGCCGGCUCCACAGUCGGCCGUCUGUUUGCCGGUGUGGCCGAUAGGUGGGGUCGCUUCAACGUGCUCGCUGGAGCCUCAGGCCUCGUAUCCAUCUUCCUCCUCGCGUUCUGGACGACGCUACACUCGGUCCCGGCCCUCAUUGCCUUCGCUGUGCUGUACGGCUUCCUCGUCGGCUUUAUCAUCUCGCUCAUCCCCCCUGCUAUUGCCAUGAUCUCAAAGCCGCAUGAGAUUGGCGCACGUGUCGGCCUCGUGUACACCUGUGGAUCUAUUUUCGUCCUCACUGGCCCCCCCAUCUCGGGUGCGUUCGUCACGGCGUACCCUGGUGACCGCGGAUGGCAAUACAUUGGUGUCUUCAGCGGUCUCGUCGCUGCCUUUGGAACCAUCUUGGUCACCCUUGCCAGGUUCAAGGUCAACCCCAAGGUGUUUGCCAUCGUUUAA